Musca vetustissima is the source of this 1115-nucleotide messenger RNA. Its product is annotated as galactose mutarotase-like. NCBI's taxonomy places the organism in Eukaryota, Metazoa, Arthropoda, Insecta, Diptera, Muscidae. The transcript has a single exon. Gene Ontology annotation, molecular function: carbohydrate binding; aldose 1-epimerase activity. Gene Ontology annotation, biological process: beta-D-galactose catabolic process via UDP-galactose, Leloir pathway; glucose metabolic process. The coding region runs from base 6 to 1097 and encodes 363 amino acids. The record is from RefSeq and is a predicted model, not a curated record.
CCACUAUGGUCACGGUUAAAAUUGAAGAUUUUGGUUCAAUGACCGAUCCAAUGUCAAAACAACCGAAAACGGUCAAGGUCAUUACCCUAGAGAAUGCCCAUCAAAUGCGGGUCCAAGUUCUAACAUUGGGUGUUAACAUUGCCAGUGUUCGUCUACCCGAUAAGACGGGGAAAUCCGAUGAAUUGUCAUUGAGUUUUGAUAAUUUACAAGGUUAUUUGGAUACCCAGCCGGCAUAUAUUGGUGCCACCAUGGGUCGGGUGGCCAAUCGUGUGGCAAAUGGCCGUUUCAAAUUAAAUGGCCAGGAAAUUCAAGUUACCAAAAAUUUCAAAGAUAAAUAUCAGCUACAUGGCGGAUUCAUUGGCUUCGAUAGUGUCAUUUGGGAUGUGGUUGAGACACUGGCAAAUGGUGUGGUACUGAAGCAUGUCUCUCCAGAUGGCCAUGAGGGUUAUCCGGGUGAGGUGACAUGCACCAUAACCUGCACUCUCAAUGACAACAAUGAAUAUCGCAUGCAGGUGGAGGCAACCACCAACAAAACAACCUGUGUCAAUGUCACCAAUCAUGCUUAUUUCAAUCUAGCUGGCCAUAACUCAGGCAAAGAGGGUCUCGGUCAGCAUCUUGUACAAAUAAAUGCCGAUGAAAUUGUUGACACCGAUCUGGAACAAAUACCAACGGGAAAAUUUGUCAAAGUUGAAAAUACCCUUUACGAUUUGAGACAGCCAACGAAAAUGUCCGAUCGUCUACCACAAUUUGCUCAAUUACCCAUUAAGGGUUAUGACAAUUGCUAUUGUGUCAAGCUAGAUGGUGAUAAGGUUACACGUAUUGCCCGCGUUGAACAUCCAGAAAGUGGUCGUUGGUUGGAAAUGUAUACCAAUCAACCGGGAGUACAAUUUUAUACAUCAAAUAAUCUGCCCGAUGUUGAGAAUGGUGCCCCGGCAAUGGUGGGUAAAGGCGGAGCAAAAUACUUUAAACAUGGUGCAUUUUGUUUGGAAACCCAAAAAUAUCCCGACUCCAUGAAUCAUGAGAAUUUUCCAAGCAUCUUUUUGAAUCCGGGGGAGAAAUACUAUCAUGAUGUGGUCUAUAAAUUUGGUAAUCAGUAAAGAAAAUAGGCAAAUUGA